AUGGACCUUACUAAUUUACAAAAAUUAGGAUAUUGUCAUAAGGAUUUUCAUAGUGGAAAUAUAUUGCAAGAUGAUCAACAAGCAGCUUCUUACGUUUCAGAUUUUGGAUUAACAGGACCAGCAGAUAAGCAAAAUUCUAAUGACAAAAUAUAUGGAGUAUUACCAUAUAUCGCUUCAGAAGUCUUAAAUGGGAAAUCAUAUACCUUAGCUUCUGACAUCUACAGUUUUGGUGUAAUUAUGGCUGAAUUAUCAACUGGAAACCCUCCCUUUUAUGAUCGAAGACAUGAUAUGUCUUUAGCAUUAGAUGUUUGUAAUGGACUCCGUCCAGAAUUUGGAAAUGGAACUCCUGAAUUUUAUAAGAAAUUAGCUUAUAGGUGUAUGAAUGCAAAUCCAAAUCAACGACCUACAGCCUAUGAAUUAAGUUGUAUAUUAAUAUUUUGGUAUGAUUCUAUUAACGAUAACAUAUUGAAAUCUUUUAAACCCCCUUCUACGAUAAAUAAUGGUAUGAGUGAUAUGUGUGAAAAUGGUGUACCAAAAUGUACUCCAUUAAUGUAUAAUUUGGUUAAUGCUAUAUAA
Molecule: messenger RNA, 576 nt
Organism: Funneliformis geosporum
Lineage: Eukaryota; Fungi; Glomeromycota; Glomeromycetes; Glomerales; Glomeraceae
Source: the annotation of a GenBank genome assembly